Messenger RNA from Lotus japonicus, 1563 nucleotides. RefSeq lists its product as uncharacterized. NCBI's taxonomy places the organism in Eukaryota, Viridiplantae, Streptophyta, Magnoliopsida, Fabales, Fabaceae. The transcript has a single exon. The coding region runs from base 304 to 1236 and encodes 310 amino acids. The record is from RefSeq and is a predicted model, not a curated record.
AAGUUUCUGCCUCAAUCUUCCAUUCUUUGAUUUCUUUCCCUUCUAAUAUGAUGCUUGCAAAUUGCAGUUAUUAAUAUUAUUAAUUAUGAUGUGUGAGAGAGAAAGGAGAGGAUCAUGUUAAAUGGUAAUGGUCCUGUCAGGAAACAAGGUUGUCUUCUCUUUCUCAUUGAAUUUCCUUUCUUCCUCUGUUUUCCCCUUUCACAAACCCAACAACACUUGAAAAUUGAAAUGCAGCCAUAAUCUCCAUUGAACAAAACUCACCCAUCACCCAUCUUCUCCAAAACUUCAGAUCUUCACAAAGAAAUGAAUGUUUCAGGCAUGAUUUCUUGUUUUAACGAAAACGCAGUGAAUGUGUCACAUUCUUCAUGUUCUAGCUAUUCAACUUCAAAAAACUCUUGCAUAUCUCCAAUCCUUUCACCUUCAACUCAAAUUUCAGUCUCCUCUGUCUACAGAACAAUCCUCUCUAACCAGAAGCAGCUUCUGAUCACAGUCACAUGGUGCAAGAGCCACUCCAAUCAAGGACUCACCAUAAGCUUUGGUGAAAACAGAGAUCCAUUAGCAGCUGUUUUCAGACUCAACACAAAUUCACGGUUUUUCAGGAAGAAGAAAGGAAGCAAGUUGAUGGAAUCUUCUGAUGAAGAGUCAAGAGUUGAAGUCUUCUGGGAUCUUUCAAAUGCAAAAUAUGACACAGGACCUGAACCUGUUGAUGGGUUUUUUAUAGCAAUUCUUGUAGAUUCAGAACUUGGUCUUGUUCUGGGUGAGAUUUCUGAAGAAACUGUGACUAAGAAGCUGAAAAAUCGAACCAUUUUGGGUAAAUCUUCACUGUUAUCACGGCGAGAGCAUUGUUCAGGGAACACUACCCUUUACAAUACCAAGGCUCAGUUCUGUGACUCUGGAACAUGGCAUGAAAUUUCAAUCAGAUGCAGUGGUGAAAGUGAGGGUCUAAAAUCCCCUGUUCUCUCUGUUUCUAUUGAUAAGAAGAUGGUGAUUCGUGUGAAGAGGUUGCAGUGGAAUUUCAGGGGAAAUCAAACGAUUUUUGUUGAUGGGUUGCUGGUGGAUUUGCUUUGGGAUGUUCAUAACUGGUUUUUCAAUGCUGAUUCUGAUGGGUAUGCAGUUUUCAUGUUCAGGACUAGGAGUGGGUUGGAUAGCAGAUUGUGGUUAGAGGAGAAAUCUGCAUUGAAAGAUAAAGAUGGAGAUAAAUUCUCCUUGUUGAUCUAUGCAUGUAAGAGCACAUAAGAUAAGAUAACUUGUUCAUCUUAGUCUUUUUAACCCUCUUGUUAUACUCUUGUUUUUCUUUUCUCAUUGUUUUUUUUAAUUCUUUAUUAACCAUAGGAAAUGCACAGUAAAUAAUUUUGGGUUGCAGAAAUUUGAGUAAUAGCAGAAUAGUUGGAUGUAGUCUGAGUGUCCUUUUGUUUGUCUGAGUGAGACUGAUACUUAUUUGAGUUUUCAGUGUUCCUGGAAUAAGGUCAAAUUCUGGGUUUCUACCAAACAUUGCAGUUUGAUUAAUAGUUGAGUACAAUGGAAAUUGACUUCAAUUUCAAUGUAAAGGAAAAGUUUCAUUCA